AUGUCCCAAACGACCACACCAGACGAAGCGACCCUGAACGCCAUCCGCCAGAGACUCAUGGAGACUGGCGAUUGGGAGCGGAUACAAAAGCUCCUCCGAGCGCACUUGGAAGAGAGUGGAUGGGUGGAUGAUCUCAAGGAUCUUGCCAAAGAACGCGCGAGGGCUCAAGAGACGCCAAACCUUGAAGCGCUCGUCAAAGAGAUUAGCGAGAAUGCUGCCGGUAUGGUCAACGAAUCUGUGAGGAGGGAUGUGACGGUGGAGAUUGAGAGUGUGUUGGAUCGUGAAGUAGAUCAGGCUUAG
Molecule: messenger RNA, 300 nt
Organism: Cryptococcus wingfieldii CBS 7118
Lineage: Eukaryota; Fungi; Basidiomycota; Tremellomycetes; Tremellales; Cryptococcaceae
Product: protein SUS1
Exons: 4
Coding region: 1-300 (99 amino acids)
Biological process (GO): poly(A)+ mRNA export from nucleus; positive regulation of DNA-templated transcription; regulation of transcription by RNA polymerase II
Cellular component (GO): SAGA complex; nuclear pore; DUBm complex
Molecular function (GO): transcription coactivator activity; chromatin binding
Source: RefSeq, a predicted model, not a curated record